Messenger RNA from Acanthisitta chloris (rifleman), 408 nucleotides. It is a transcript of the gene EMP1, whose product is annotated as epithelial membrane protein 1. NCBI's taxonomy places the organism in Eukaryota, Metazoa, Chordata, Aves, Passeriformes, Acanthisittidae. The record is from RefSeq and is a predicted model, not a curated record. The transcript has 3 exons. Gene Ontology annotation, cellular component: plasma membrane. The annotation marks the transcript as partial.
GUUUGGACCGUGGAUUCUUCCAACGUUGUAAGGAUCUCAAAGGGACUCUGGCUGCUGUGCAACAAGACCUGCUAUCAGCUGCCAGUUACCAGUAGUGAUGAGUCUUCCCUCAAAGUUGUGCAAGCCUUUAUGAUCCUGUCAAUCAUUUUCUCUGUCGUGGGACUCGUCCUGUUCAUUGUCCAGCUGUUUACCCUGGAAAAAGGCAAACGUUUCUACAUGACCGGAGCUGUCAUGCUGGUUUGCUGGUUGUGCAUUCUGAUUGCAGUCUCUGUUUAUACAGCUCGAUUCACAGGCAGGAUGCAAUUCUUCCCAAGUCCUCACCAUGGCUACUGCUUCAUCUUGGCCUGGAUCUGCUUUUGCUUCAGUUUCGUCAUUGGCAUCCUCUACCUUGUUCUUAGGAAAAAAUAA